CUCCUUCAAUCACAAAAUUUCACAAAACCCUUCCAGAAUUUCUCGACAAGCUGAUCAAAACCCAGAAUUCAGUUUUCAUAAAAGUUUCAUCUUUUUUUUUUGUUCCUUCUCUUUACGUACGCUCUGUUUUCAUCAAUGGCGUCAAGGAAGCUUUUUUUUGUCAAGCCUAAAUACAUAUAUCCAGAACCAGAACCAGAGAUGUCCGAUGAGAAUGUCUUUGAAUUCGACGAAUCUGAUAUUCAUAACUUAGGCGAUCAUCAAUUGCCGAAUUCAUUCGACGCGAAAAGAUCGAUAUCAAUCUCUCGAUUACGGAGAAAACCGACGAAAACCGGAGAUUCCGUCGGUUCUGGAAACCGGGAAAUCACAAAGACCGGUUCGCUUCCGGUUAAUAUCCCCGACUGGUCUAAGAUCUUGAAGAGUGAGUAUAGAGGUCAUGCGAUACCUGACGAUGACAGUGAUGAUGAUGACGAGGAAGAUGACGACAUCAACGACGGUGGAAGACGGAUCAUUCCGCCGCACGAGUAUUUAGCGCGGCGGAGAGGAUCGUCGUUCACGGUGCAUGAAGGAAUCGGUGGAACGGCGAAAGGAAGAGAUCUAAGGCGAUUGAGGAAUGCUAUUUGGGAGAAGAUUGGGUUUCAAGAUUAAUAAUAUACUCCCUCCGUAUUU
Molecule: messenger RNA, 666 nt
Organism: Arabidopsis arenosa
Lineage: Eukaryota; Viridiplantae; Streptophyta; Magnoliopsida; Brassicales; Brassicaceae
Source: the annotation of a GenBank genome assembly